This is a messenger RNA of Penaeus vannamei (Pacific white shrimp), 1251 nucleotides long. The record is from RefSeq and is a predicted model, not a curated record. Lineage: Eukaryota; Metazoa; Arthropoda; Malacostraca; Decapoda; Penaeidae.
CAGCUUCCGCGCACAGACGACCAUGCCUGAAGCGGAGGAAAUUUCCACGCUCUCCCCCGAGUUGCAGCGCCUGGCCCGGGAGGAGCUGAACGAGGACCCGAAGCGGCGGGAGAAGGACAUCCAGGCCGUGCGGGAGUGGCUCGUGAAGCAGCCCCACCUCAACGCUCGCACUGACCGACAGCUGAUUCUGCGGUACCUCCGAGGAUGCAAGUUCUCCCUCGAGCGGACGAAAGCCAAGCUGGACAUGUACUACACUUGCAAGGGCGCCCUCCCGGACAUGUUCAAGGGAAGGGAUCCUCAGAACCCGAAACUCAGGAGCAUCAUCAAGCUAGGGCUGAUGUUCCCGCUGCCCGGCUACGACUCGGACGGCCGGAAGGUGAUCUUCGGGCGGCUGGGCGCGUGGGAUCCCUCCAAACACAAGCCCGAGGACCUCUUCAAGGCGGCCGGCAUGCUCUUCGACGUGAUGUUCCUCGAGGACGAGCAGAUGACGGUCACGGGCAUCGUCCAGGCCAAUGACAUGACGGGCCUGACGCUCAAACACGUGGCCGCACUUCCGCUGCCUCUCAUCAAGCGCGUCUCGACCACCUGGCAGGAAGGUUACCCGUUCCGACCCAAGGGCGUUCACUACAUCAACACUCCACAGGCCUUCGAUGCUUUGUUCAACCUCUUUAAGCCUCUUGAUGCGGAGAAAAUGAAGAAGAACACUCCGCCUUUGCAGAUCCACAUGCACGGCAGCAACAUUGACGGAAUGUGCAAGUUCUUCCCCCGUGAGAUGCUGCCGUCGGAAUAUGGGGUCGGGGGAACCGUUAAGGAAAUUGCAGACCAGUGGCUGCGGAAGAUGGACGAGCACCGCGACUGGUUCCUGGAGGACGAGAAGCACACGGCGGACGAGUCGAGACGCCCCGGCAAGCCCAAGACGACGGCGGAUCUCUUCGGCACCGAGGGCUCCUUCAGGAAACUCGACUUCGACUGAAAUCCUCAUCGUCUCUUUUCUUCCUCCAGUUUAUUUAUUGUAAUCUCUCCAUGCAGAGCGUUGUCCCGUGUGCGUGUGUGUAUAGUUUGUAUGUACGUAGAUGUGGGUAAAUGUGUAUAAAUGUGGGCAAAUGUGUAAUGUGUAUGUGUUUAUGCAUUUGUGUAUAAGUAUGUACAUACGCAUGAGUUCCUACGAGUGUGUAUAGACGUCUGUAAGGGCUGGAGUCGAGAGGGAAGUGGAGAAUGAGAGGGAAGUGAGAUGGGUGAGAAGGGGGGAGA